CUCAAGGAGGCAGAUGUCGGUAUCACCGUCCUCAUCAACGACAAGAUCCCUCGAUUCGAGUGUGUGCUGAAGCACAAGCUUUCCGACUUUCAAGUUUUCGAAGUCGAUGAGCAAGGCCAAGUUGUUCGCCUCAAAAACGUCCCCUCCCAAGCAGACCUCACUCAAGAGAUGCAGCAGAAGCAAGAGGAGAGCAAGAUGAAAAAGGAGAUCAUCGAGACGCAAUCAUUUGACUUUGAUACGGCAGAUGCUAAAGCACUUGCUGAGAUUCUUGGCGAGGUAACGUUUGCUAAGCUCAAGACAUUUCCACAAGAGGCGGCAGAACGCUCAUUUUUGACUGGAGAGAAUCAACCGGCCAUCGUCACGCCAGUGUUGGAAGAUAAAGCACUACGCACUGCUAUACACAAAGGUGUCCGUGCGGUCUUUGUCGGUGCACUCGACAGCAAGGCAACCGACGAUAGUCGUGUCAAGAUCACAGCUGCACCAAAACGAUCAAAAGGUAGUGGCAGGGGUCGACCUGGUGCAUCAGCUGGAACUAUACGCUCAACAUGGCCAGAAAGUGGCGAUUACUGUCAAUUCCACGUUUAUAAGGAAGGAAAAGACACGAUGGAGGUUGCUAAUAUGCUGUCAAGGGUUUUACAAAAGCCUCCGAAGACAUUUGGCUAUGCUGGUACAAAAGACAGGCGGGGAUGCACUGUACAACGCUUCACUGCGUACAGAGUGGCCACUGCACGCCUCGCCAACCUCAAUCGAACGCUCAAAGAUAUUGUCCUGGGCGACUUUAGCUACACCAAGAAUGGAUUAACUCUGGGCGAUCUGUCCGGCAACCGAUUUCUUCUCACAUUGCGCAGCGUGACGGGUGCCUCUAAAGAUGAGAUUGAAACAGCUUUGACGAGACUCCGAGAGGUAGGUUUCAUCAAUUACUACGGCAUGCAACGAUUUGGCACAUCAUCCACAGGCACACAUGAAGUGGGCGCACACGUUCUCAAGCAUGAGUUCGAGAAAGCUGUACGCCUUAUCUUGAGUGAGCAUGCCGGUGCACAAGGCGAGACUCGAGCCGCAAAACUUCACUGGAUAGCAACCUCGAAUGCCGUAGAGACACUCGAGCGUAUGCCAUCUCGAUGUAUUGCCGAAGUGGCCAUGUUGCGACAAAUGGUCAAGGCCAAGUCAUUGACGGACUGGAAUGCGAGUUUCCAUGCUGUGCCGCGCAACCUGCGACUCAUGUACAUGCAUGCGUACCAAUCGUACGUGUGGAACUUUGCAGCAUCACAGCGGAUACAACAGUUUGGGAUGCAACCUGUUGCAGGUGAUCUGGUAUUGACUGAGCAAAGCGCAGAGGGAGAGAAGACUGGUGCUUCUGGCCGCGAAGUCAUACGCGCCAAGCUCCUGACAGAGGACGACUUGGCAAAUUACACCAUCUACGAUGUAGUGUUGCCGUGUCCUGGCUGCGAUGUGCUAUAUCCCGGACACAGCAUCAAGGAGGUGUAUGUCGAGGUGAUGAAACAGCACGGCCUCGAUCCAUUUAACAUGGUGACGACUGUCAAAGAAUCGACCCUAAUGGGAGCCUACCGAAAAUUGCUCUCGAAGCCCAUCACUUUGUCUUGGGAAGUGUUGCAGUACGAGGAUGAGGAUCAGCAAAUCGCCGCGACAAAUCUUGAUGAGCUAGAGGGGCGAACGAUCACGCUGCCAACGGAUGGCAGCAAGACUGCAGUGAAGCUCGAGUUUCAACUCGAAACGGCAGCGUACGCAACCAUGUUGCUCAGAGAGGUCGUG
Messenger RNA from Protomyces lactucae-debilis, 1770 nucleotides. Its product is annotated as pseudouridine synthase. The record is from RefSeq and is a predicted model, not a curated record. The annotation marks the transcript as partial. Gene Ontology annotation, cellular component: nucleus. Gene Ontology annotation, molecular function: RNA binding; pseudouridine synthase activity. Lineage: Eukaryota; Fungi; Ascomycota; Taphrinomycetes; Taphrinales; Protomycetaceae. The transcript has a single exon. Gene Ontology annotation, biological process: pseudouridine synthesis.